Cyphellophora europaea CBS 101466 is the source of this 2679-nucleotide messenger RNA. RefSeq lists its product as uncharacterized. The coding region runs from base 1 to 2679 and encodes 892 amino acids. The record is from RefSeq and is a predicted model, not a curated record. The transcript is spliced from 3 exons. Gene Ontology annotation, molecular function: transmembrane transporter activity. Gene Ontology annotation, biological process: transmembrane transport. Lineage: Eukaryota; Fungi; Ascomycota; Eurotiomycetes; Chaetothyriales; Cyphellophoraceae.
AUGCCAACAGACGCACCUCCUACCGAAUUACGAGCCCCCAGCGACAACAGCUCCGAGGAACAUUGCGCUGUUCUCACCUCCGUCAAUCGCUCUCAAUGUCCCAAAAGUGUCUUCGUCCCUGCGAUCCGAUCGUUGACCACACGAAGCCCACUUCAGUAUCCGAGCGAGCGCACGUUGAGGCCCAUUGAAGCCGAUGGGCAAAGAGAUGCACCAAGUGCAACUCUGGAAGAGCAAGCCGCCACUCACAACAUCACUCACGCCAUCAAAAGGCUCGAGAACCUCGUACAUCAGAUCUAUGAGCUGACAGAAAGCGAUGGCAGCGCUGCGAACGAUUACCAGGAGCAGCCUGCAUCACCAUAUCGGAAGCCGAAGCCUUCUCAGACCAUCACUGCUAAGGAACAUAGAUACUUGGCCACCGCCCGUCUUCCGACUGAGAAGGAAAAAGUCGAAGCAUUGCAGCGGCCGCGUCUGGUCUUCGAUCUCGGGGACACCACUGAGUCAGGUGAACGUAGAGACCGAGCUAAGCAGUCUCUUGCCCCAGGUGCUUUUCAGACUUGUGGCCCGGCUCAUGGAGAGUCGACAGUAACGAAGUCCAUGCAAGCGAAUCCUCAGCUAUCGAUUAUACCAGCCACAAAUGAUUCUGACGCCCACGCCGCCUCGAUCGGCGAAGCUCAGAAGAAGCACAUACCUUCGCCACGGCGCCCGGCGCCCCGGCCUCCAGCGCAUAAGCAGGACACCCUCCUCUCCCACCAACAGCCAUCUGACAAUCAUCACUCCCGUCUGGGUUUACCGCCAGGCCUAAAACCAGAUCGCCGAGAGGUGGCCCCUUUCGAAUACACGCAAGAAGGCCUGAACACACUUGCAGUCCCCCCUAGUGGGCAUGAACGACAUUUCACCCAGAUGUUCGGUGACAAGCCGGCAGGGUUCGAUGUUCAUGGUUCGUGCAACCAUGCGCCCAUUGCGCGCAACUGGCCAACGGCGAGGAAGCGAUUCACCGCGACCGUCGUGUGUAUCAAUACUGCGUGUCUAAGUCUGCUGAUUGGCAUCUAUUCAGGAGAAGUGCCGGCAAUUCAAUAUGUCAUCGCUGAUUUCCAUCAUUAUGCGAUCCUGGGCAACGUGUUUCUGUAUUGUGGCCUUGCGAUUUCGACUCUCUUACUCUGGCCGUUGCCCCUACUUCAUGGACGCAAGGCUUACAACGUCGCCGGUCUUGCCAUGGCGCUUGGACUACAAAUUCCCCAAGGCGUUGCGGUGAUUCAAUAUCGGAUGCCAGACGAGAUCACCUGGCGAAUUCUAUUGCUCUUGCCCCGUGCUCUUUCUGGUCUGGUUCUCGGAUCGGUCGUUAUCAAUCAGCUCGCCACUCUUCUCGAUUUGUUCGGUGCAUCUUUACAGAGCUCCCAUCCACACGGCGAGGUGGCUGACCCCUACGACGUUCGUCGACAUGGAGGCGGCAUGGGGUUUUGGUUGGCAGCAUGGUCAUGGUGUACCAUUGGACCAAAUGGCCUUGGCUUUGUGAUCGGGGCCUUAAUCAUCGACAACACAUCCGUGGACUGGGGUUUCUGGGCCUCGCUGAUAGUUAUAAUGCUGGUGAUGUUGCUCAACCUCAUCGCCCCAGAGACGCGACGGGCCGCGUUCCGGCGGACGCUAGCAGAAUUCAUGGGUAACACGGGACCCUUCAGUAGGGUCACACGUGGAGAGGUCAAAAUGCACCUAGACGAAACGGGGCCGUACUGGUGGGCGGAAGAGGUUCAGGCUGGCCUUCGCUUGUGCUGGCGGAUGGCUAAGCAGCCAGGCUUUCUUGCCCUAGCCAUCUACACGGCCUGGGUUAAUGCACAGUUCACGUUGAUCUUGAUGUUGUUGGGCGCUCUGUGCUCUCGCAACUAUCAUUACGCGCCUCUUUGGGUUGGCCUCUGCGCAAUGCCGUUGGUAUUAGGCUCUCUGCUUGCAGUGCCAUUCCAGAAGGCUUCGGUGUUGAGUCGUGCUCGUAAGCGGCCGCCACGAUCCGACAGCUCCACAUUUCACAAGUCGAGGCUGUGGACCUCACAUCUGGUUCGGCGAACGCUCUUCACAAUCCUGCUACCUUUAGCAGGAAUCGGGUACGCACUUACCGCUCGGGGCCCUCCAUUUCCUGUGGCCAUUCCAUGCACAAUGGCCGGUAUUGUUGGGUAUUUCACGAACCUGGCGACAGCAGAAUGCUUUGGUCUCAUCAUGGAAACAUUCGACACCUCUGACUUACAGCCAGGCAUGACUGGAAGACCUCUCCGAGGUUCAGUGGCUGCACGCACGGCAGAACUGCGAACAAACUUCACAUGUUACCCACGCGUCACGGCCGGGCUUGUGGUGACUCAGGCUCUCAAGUUUACACUGGCGGCGGCCGCGACUGGACUCGGUGGGGGGAUGGAGCGUCAAAUUGGUGCGAUGCAAGCGAGCGGUGUUAUGGCAGGUAUCUUGCUGGCACUUACGUUGGUUCUAACUGUGGUUUUAUGGCGGUGGAAGACGGUUCAAAUGAUUCCAAGCCAACAUAUCCGUCAUGGUCGAACAGGUUCAGAUUGGGAGCCGGUGGUGUUAGGAGAUCCGAGUAGUUUAUCGCGCAAGAUCAGCGUUCUUGAGGCUGGUCGCGAGACACGUUGGAGCGAGAUCCGACGACGGAACCGACUUGAAUCCAGGCUGACAGGAGGUUGA